Molecule: messenger RNA, 7390 nt
Organism: Gymnodraco acuticeps
Lineage: Eukaryota; Metazoa; Chordata; Actinopteri; Perciformes; Bathydraconidae
Gene: ppp1r37
Product: protein phosphatase 1, regulatory subunit 37
Exons: 13
Coding region: 1044-4670 (1208 amino acids)
Molecular function (GO): protein binding
Source: RefSeq, a predicted model, not a curated record
CUUACGUCAGACGUGUGAACAACAAACAGUUGUUGGACUUCAACAAGCUAGCGAAUGGUAACGCUAGACAAAAACAGGUUCAACGUACUUCUCCCGGACAGAGGGAAAUCUACGACACCGGAGCGGUCUGAACAGCUUCAUAACAUCAUCCUAAACAGCACUGUUCGUACCGGCAGGUGUAGCUUCGGCACGGUUGCCUAGCGCUAACGUUAGCCACCGAAACAUGCUCAAUGCUCGGACUGUGACGCCUGUUUUUUUUCUGGCUGCCGCUGGUCGAGGGUUGUGAUGCGAGCAGCCGAGUUGCAGCACGACAGAGGGUGAGACAAGAACCGGAAAAAUAAUUUUCUUGACACUGAAGAAUGGUGGAGAAACAGACGGGCUCACGUAAAGAAGCUGGCAUGCGACCGUACCCGGGCCUGGACGUCAUCGUUAGGCAACAACUUUAGCAAGCUAGCUAACAUUAGCUCGCCUCAAAUCCAUGCAAAUGAAUUGGUUUGGUGUCAGGCAGUAAGCUCCCUCUGCUAGCGUAAUGGAUGCACCCUGACAGCUUGUUUAUUUCAAUUGACUGUCCUGUUCUUCUUAAAUACUGCUGGCAAUGUGCUGACGAACAGCAAGCGUUUCGUCGGUUUCCACUUGGAGCAAUAACACAUACAUUAUCAAGUGUGUUGGUUGCCUGCCUGGUUGUGCAAAGUUGUCUUGUUUGGCUGAAUAUCUAUUUCACAUGUGCAUCACAUAUUUCUUUAAACUAUAUUUGUGUUCAACUGCACUUUAAUUACCACAUUUUAAGGAUGCACCAAAGUCACCUGUGGUUUUUGAAAACUAUUAUAAAAAGUACAACAAACUAGUUAAAAAUAUAUAAUUAAUUUCCUAAUUGCACUUUAAUAUAAUUUGGUCCAUAAAGGAAAGGGAUAGGUGCACGUUAGCGUACAUUGUUGUAAGACAAAGACCAGAAACAGUCUUAUUCGUGUCAGUGGGUUACUAGUUACUCUUUAAUCCAGGCUGUCUGGCACAGUGAAAGACUGAGUUUCACUUGAAAUGAAAACAUGAAUAUCGAAGAGCAGUGUCUAGAUUUGUGCAACGUCAAGACAAAAAGCAAUGUGGACGAUGAUCACAACACUACCAACAACACUGAAGGGGUCACCCCCCGGAUUUCUGAACUGAUGACGGACAGUACCACAGAAAUACAAAACAUUGUUCCAACAGGGGCCCCAGAAACAUACCUGAUGCCUCAGCUCACUGACAACCUUCAGGCAGCUGAGGAGGACAAUCACCAGGCACAAGACACACUGGAAAUUGACGAGGUCAAUGGAAAUACAAAAGGCAGUGCUCAAGACUCCCCCGCUGUUGUGAAUCCUACUGACUUGAUAUUUUCUAAUGAUGAGCAGCACAAGGACGAUAUUGUGGUUGAGAAAAUGAAGGAAGAAAAAGACAUUGAUCCUGCAACAUUUGUUGUUGAAGAAGGGGAUGAUGGUGGGGACAUGGACAUAGGUGUGGAUCUGAGUCUUGAUGAGAGUGGGGUGUUGGAGACGGAAUCAACAAAUGUCCAAUCUUUUUCAGACAAUAUUUUAGACUCAGAGUCCACGUCUCAGGAUGUCUGCACGGCAGAGAGCCUGUCAGAUGCAGGCCAGACAGGCAGCACAGAAGCCUCUAACACGGGCCCGGCUGGACUGUACCCUUCAGUGGAGGAGGGGGACGAUAAACACAAACCAACUGGCAAAAGGGUGACAUUUCCCUCAGAUGAGGAUAUUAUAUCUGGAGCAGUGGAGCCCAAGGACCCCUGGAGGCAUGCUCAGAAUGUGACGGUGGAGGAGAUCCUCUCUUCCUACAAACAAGCCUGUCAGAAACUCAACUGUAAACCCAUAUCCAAAGUGCUCAAACAGAUACAGGAACUGAAAGACCUGACUCAGCGCAAUGAAUGCUUGGAUCUAAAAGGUGAGAAGCUGGACUACAAAGCAUGUGAGUCUCUGGAGGAGAUUUUGAAGAGGGUCCAGUUUAAAGUGAUAGACCUGGAGCAGACCAACCUGGAAGAAGAUGGUGCGUCAGCUCUGUUUGACAUGAUCGAGUACUACGAGUCCGCCACACAUCUCAACAUCUCCUCCAACAAGCACAUCGGCACCCGGGGAUGGCAGGCCGCAGCUCACAUGAUGAGAAAGACGAGCUCCCUGCAGUACCUGGAUGCACGCAACACUCCUCUGCUGGACCACUCGGCUCCCUUUGUGGCACGAGCGCUCAGAAUCAGCGGCAGCCUGGCAGUGCUCCACCUGGAGAACGCCGGUCUGUCGGGCAGACCGCUCAUGUUACUGUCCACGGCUCUGAAGAUGAACAUGAACCUGCGGGAGUUGUACCUGGCAGACAACAAGCUCAACGGCCUGCAGGACUCGGCUCAACUCGGCAACCUGCUCAAGUUCAACUACAACAUUCAGAUCCUGGACCUGCGCAACAACCACAUCCUGGACUCUGGUCUGGCCUACGUGUGUGAAGGGCUAAAAGAGCAGAGGAAAGGCCUCGUCACUUUGGUGCUAUGGAACAACCAGCUCACACACAAUGGCAUGGGCUACCUCGCUGCUGCACUGCCAUGCACGCAGAGUCUGGAGACCCUGAACCUAGGCCAUAACUCCGUGGGUAACGAAGGGGUCCACAAGCUGAAAGACGGACUGAUUGGAAACCGCUCUGUGCUCAGGCUGGGCCUCGCCUCCACCAAACUGUCCUGCGAAGGAGCUGUGGCUGUGGCUGAAUUCAUCGCUGAGAGUCCCAGACUGCUGCGCCUGGACCUUCGAGAGAAUGAGAUAAAGACGGGCGGACUGAUGGCCCUGUCGCUCGCUCUCAAAGUCAACACCUCUCUGCUGCGCCUGGACCUGGACCGGGAGCCCAAGAAAGAAACUGUAAAGAGCUUCAUUGAGACCCAGCGCGCCCUGCUGGCUGAGAUCCAGAACGGCUGCAAGAGGAACUUCAUCCUGGCCAAGGAGAAGGAGGAAACCGAGCAGAUGAUGAGGCAGUCGGCGUCCAUGGCUGAAAUCGCUACAGAGGAUGGGACCAGAGAAGAAGAGGAGCCGGCAGCAGAGGGUAUAGGGGACGCAAAGGGGAAAGAGGGAGAGGGAAAAGUUGAAGCAACAAGAGAUGAAGCACAGACAGUCAGCCAAUCAGGAGAGGGCACCGAGACGAGCAUUCCUCAGAUGAUCCUGGACUCGGACUCGGACACUGAUGAUGAGGACGGAGAGGAGGUGGUGACGAAGUCUUCUUCCACAUCAAACUCCGCCACUCGCUUUAGCCACACUUCUGCUCAAACCCAGACCACCCAGCCCCCCCGCAGUGCCUCAGCCACAUCCUCCCCCCCACCUGCCUCACCCGCCCCUGGGCCCAGUGUUAUAUCAGGCAUCACCGUCACAGAGGCAACAGUUCCCCCCGGGACCCCUCCUUCUCCUGGGCGCUGUAUAUCCGUCUCUAGUCCAGGGAGGGGGCACAAGAUCUUCAUGGUAACUCGGGUGGAGAGCCCCCCUGAGCAGCAGCAGCAGCAGCAGCAGCUUCAGCUUCUUCAACCUCCGACGAGAGCCCCUGCAGCCACCCGCCAGCCGAAAGAGGCCUCAGAGAAGCCUGUAGACGUGAACACACCCUCAACACAGCAGACCCCGCCUUUAUCCCAAACACAAGUGACCCAGGAGGAGGUGAAGGAGACCCCAGCUGCUCCGUCAACAGACUGUACGCUCGCAGAGGAGAGUCCUGUAGCGCUAGAUACUGAGAUCGAGCCAGAGUCUACGAGUCCGCCCUCAGAGGAGGUGACAGCCAGCGCUUUAGAUCCAGAGGAGACCGACACCAGUCAACAAGCACCAGCUCUGCCUUCAGAUUCCUCAUCAGUGCCGGAGGCAGCGCUUCAGCCCACUGAGGAGGAGGCAGAGAGCAUUAAAGACUCCACACAUGAGCCCACUGGUGAAGAAGGAAAAGAGGAAGGAGAGGAGGGGAAGGAAGAGGAAGGCCGUUUAGAGGGUGAGACAGGGGUGAGCACAGAAGGAGAGUGUAAACUGUUAGAGGAACCGAGUCAAACUGAGACUAGUAUCCCUGCGGUUCAAACAGAGCAGCAGCAGGAAGAGAUACAGGAGGAGGUAGAAUCUGUCUCAGAGGAGCAGCAGGCGCCGAACCAAACAGAAGAAGAGAAGGAGACACUUCCACUACAGGAAGAACAGGAAGCACCAGCCAACCUUUCAGAAAAUGAAAAACCCAGUUUAACAGAUAUAGAGGACAGCCAACCAACACAAGAGGAACCAUAUCCAGAGCAGGAAACUGAGGGCGAUGAACAGGAAGUAGAGCCUGUCCUCUCUGUCCAGACUGAGGAAGUCUCUCAGGGAGCAGCUCAGGAGUUAAACCCUGCAGCAGGAGACGCCUCACAGAGGACCGAACCUGCCGCAGCCGAGUCCGUCUCUGCAGUCCAAGACGAAGACUCACUGGAAGAGAGCUCUGCGGACGAGGACGAGGUUUUCGCCGAGGCCCCGGAGGAACAGAUCAUCGCUUCAGCUCUACCCAACGGCCUGAAGCCAGAGUUCUCCCUCCAUCUCCUCAACGCUGAGAGCCCAAAGCCCGGCAGCUGUGUGAUGGAGCACGUGAGUGUCAGCUGCGGGCAGGAGCUGGAGGAGCUGCUGCUGGAAGCCAGUUUGGAGACGGGGAGAGACGCACCAUGAGGUCGUGAGGGACGGUGAAGACAAAAAGCACUUGGAUAGUUUGUCUGGCUCUACCACGUGACGUGCAUUGCCCUACAAUGUUUUCGUCAUUCCUUUGACUUUACCACCAACACGACCUUUCCACAAAGGCCAGAAGAACUGGUGUUACAGCCGAAGCACUACACAAGCGAAUCAUGGAAAGACACAGGAGGACUCAAAUCUACUUUGGAGCUUUGCUGUGACCAAUAAGGAACCUUUCACGUCCACACUACAUCAACCACUGAAACACAUACAUAUACACACUAUGAGGAUGAGGGGGGUAAAGGAAUAAAAUCACACUGUCAUCACUACAUUUUGUCAAUCUGCAAUCUUUAAACCCAAGCAGCCGCCUGUACGUGAGAGCAAAGACAGCUGGGGGAUAAAACACUAGCCAAAGACAGAACAGACCUUCCUCACAGCCCUCGUCUUGUCCUCUUGUGUAGAUCUCCACUGUACUCGGUAAAAUAUCUAGCAAUUAAAGUUUUUUUUUUUCCUCAUAAGACACAAAGAUAUAUCGGUGAUGAGAGGAAAGUGGGGUUGAUGGCACAGUCACGAGACAAAAAUAACGGACCCUGUUGAGCGGACCUGCGUGUGUUUAGAGGGGGAAGUAUGUCGCUGUCAGAGGCUUUUAUAUCUAAGGGGGGGGUGUUAAUAUGUCUGUUUAAAUGUCAGCGUUUUAUGUCUGUGUCCCCCUACUCCCCCGGCCAUUUCUGCUCCUUCUGGAAAAAAAUAAGAAACUCUGCCAAAGUGACCUCCCCCCAUCUGUUUUCUCCCCCUUUGCUCACUUUGGCCCCUCAGGAAUCAGCGUCCCCCUCAGAUGUGGAGGAGCUGCAACUGUCUCUACACUAAUAUAACAAAACAACCCUUCCUGAAAGUCGGCCAUUUUGCUCCCAGCUGAAAAACCCAGAACUUGUGGGAAAGUGAAAUAUCUGAUAUGGUUCCCCCCCCCCUUCUUCCUCCCCCCCAGUCUUCCUCUGGUACUGUCUGUUAUCUCUCCGCUCUCAUCAUUCAUGUUGCCUUCAAAACUCACCACUUGAGAUUCAGUCUUCGUUUUGUUUGGGCUGCUUUGAGAAAUCACUUAUUUUCUAUUUAUUGUAUAGCUAUACGAGCCUUCUCUUGAUUUAUUUCCCCCCCUGUUCUUCUUCACCCCCCAUCCUCAUUCUGUCAUUUAUUUUCCAUCUUGGGGUUUGCUUUUAAAGAGUAACCCCAUAUUUGUUGAUGUAUAUUUCAGAUUCAAAUUAGAGCAAAUAUUUAGUUUUUGUUUUGUGUUUGGGGGGGUUGGGUAAUCUGUAUUGGAGGGAAAGGUAAAUAUGGUUGACUAUAUGGUAGCAGUCGGGGUGCAGUAAUGAAAGCGAACACAAGGAGGCAGCAAACUUUAUUUCAUAUCAAAGUGUUGUUGUUGUUUACUCUGCUGGGUGAAGCUGUGGCCACGAGAGGGCGCUGGUGGUUCUUCCCUCAGAGGAGACAGAAAUAAAGACAUCACAUCUGAUCAGCUGAUGUCUCCGCCCAAAUCCAGCUCCUGUCCUGAGGCACAAACAGGCAGGUGUUUGUUUGUUUGUUUUCUUCAAAGGAGCAGCACUCAACCCUCCUGCUCCUCUCCACCCAACAGAUAGUCUGCCCCCACUGUUUGUUAUGCUUUAAUUUUUAGACAUUUUUAAUAAUAAUUUGUUAACUUAAUUGAAAUGUGCUGGUAAUCACAAAGAUAUGUAUGGCAAAUGUGUUCCUCUCAAAUAAAUGCAUGUAAUGACUAAAUUAUAUGACUGAAUGUUUCAAUGUCUGAACUGCAGGAGAAGAAAAGUGAUCAGAUUUUUUAACUCAGCUGCUGACUCUUUAAACCACUACGAAAUGCUUUGCUGGGAACAGUCCAAACGUCACUUCUAUAAAACAGUAUUGGUUAUUCAAUACAAGAUUGAAAAGUACAGUCGCCAUAGAAGUAGAUUUGUAUUUAAAUGUUUUGUUAAUAAAUACCAAAACAACACUUACAUCUGCUGCACACUGAACAAUCUGAAACGUUGGCUUUAAUUAAAUGUAUUAUGUCAACAGAUUUCACGUAACUGCAUUAAGUUAUGUGAAAGCAAUACUGUUACGUUUAAAUAAAAUAUUAGGUUCAACUUAAUACUAUUGCUUUCAACUAACCUUAUACAGUUAUAUGAAAUGUGUGGACAUAAUACAUUUAAUCAAAGUCAAGGCUUCAGUGUAUUUCAGUUCAGGGAGUUUUGGUUACAAUGUUUUUUUUGUUUGGUCAGGUGUUUUCUGUAACAAACUGCCCCUGACACUGGAACAUGAAGAUAGUAAUAAACAAUUCUUCAACUUAAGGUUAAACUGUUAGACAUUUCUCUUUUUGCUUUGGUGUCUUCUGAUAAUGAUCUGUUUUAUAGAAGAUGAUCAAAGACCAAGAGUCAGUCUGGCUGUAUUUAUGCAGAGUUUAUAGACGGAUGUUAUGGAUAGAAACAAUUCCCAUGUUGAGAACUUGCAAGCUUUAACAUCAUAAACACAGCUGUAUGAUAACAGAGGCUUGAUAAUGAUUAAAAUCCUGCACAUAUAAGGUGUCCAUAUUUGUUUAAUUUUCAAGUACUUCUGUAUCAUUUUAUAUCCACGUUUCCUAGUCAAAAUGACGGAUAGCCUCUCAUGACAUGAACUUGGCAUUUGGGAAAACCAUGAUUUGAAACGAUUAAAUGACAAAUAAAAGUUCUUAUUCUGUA